This is a messenger RNA of Schistocerca piceifrons (Central American locust), 7613 nucleotides long. It is a transcript of the gene alpha-Man-IIb, whose product is annotated as alpha-mannosidase 2. Gene Ontology annotation, biological process: N-glycan processing; mannose metabolic process; protein deglycosylation. NCBI's taxonomy places the organism in Eukaryota, Metazoa, Arthropoda, Insecta, Orthoptera, Acrididae. The record is from RefSeq and is a predicted model, not a curated record. Gene Ontology annotation, molecular function: carbohydrate binding; alpha-mannosidase activity. Gene Ontology annotation, cellular component: Golgi membrane. The coding region runs from base 124 to 3462 and encodes 1112 amino acids. The transcript has 17 exons.
CCGGAGGCGGACGACCUGCCCGACGCCGUCGUCAGCCGCGACAACUGCCCCGCGCUCGUCGUCGCCGACGCGGACGUCGACACCUCGGAGCAGUUCCGCAAGUUCGAGUUCCAGCCGUACUGGAUGAAGAGCCGCGAGUACUGGGACGCCAACUUCGAGUCGCGCUACAAGGACAGGAAGGAGAAGUGGACCGACAUGCCGCUCAAGGUGGUGAUCGUGCCGCACUCGCACAACGACCCUGGCUGGCUGAAGACCUUCGAGAGCUACUAUCACUACCAGACCCGCAACAUCCUCAACAACAUGGCCGACAAGCUGCCCGCGCUGCGCAACAUGACCUUCAUGUGGACGGAGAUCGCCUUCUUCGCGCAGUGGUGGGAGACGGCUCACCCGACGAAGCGGCGAGUGGUGCGCCGGCUGCUGGAGGAGGGCCGGCUGGAGAUGACGACGGCGGGCUGGGUGAUGACCGACGAGGCCACCUCCCACGUGUACGCCAUGCUGGACCAGCUCAUCGAGGGGCACCAGUGGCUGAAGAACAACCUGGGUGUGGAGCCGCGCUCCGGCUGGUCGGUGGACCCGUUCGGGCACGGCUCGACCGUCCCCUACCUGCUGAAGGCGGCCGGGCUGGGCGGCGCCGUCAUCCAGCGCAUCCACUACGCCUGGAAGCAGUGGCUGGCCGAGCGCCAGAUGGGCGACUUCCUCUGGCGCCAGAACUGGGACCGCGACGGCAGCGCCGACCUGCUCGUGCACAACCAGCCCUUCGACAUCUACUCCAUCAAGCACUCGUGCGGCCCGCACCCACAGGUGUGCCUCAACUUCGACUUCCGCAAGAUCCCGGGCGAGUACACGGAGUACUCGGUGCGGGCGGUGCCGAUCGACCGGUCGAACGUGCGCCAGAAGGCGGAGCUGCUGCUGGAGCAGUACGGCCGCACGGCGUCGCUGUCGCCCGCCAACCUGGCGCUCAUCCCGCUGGGCGACGACUUCCGCUACGACCGCGACGUCGAGUGGCAGCAGCAGUACGCCGGAUACUCGCAGCUCAUCGCCUACAUCAACGCGCACCGCGACCGCUACCACGCCGAGGUGAACUUCGGCACGGUGUCUGACUACUUCGACGCGCUGCGCGAGCGCUCGGCCAAGCUGCGCGCGGCCAACAGCAGCGCCGGCUUCCCGCGCAUCCGCGGCGACUUCUUCGUCUACAGCGACAUCUUCAGCGAGGGCCGGCCCGCCUACUGGUCGGGCUACUUCACCACGCGGCCCUACUGGAAGCUGCUGGACAGGGAGCUGGAGGCCGCGCUGCGCUCCGCCGAGAUCCUCUACGCCGUCGCUCUCGCCGCCGCCCGCAGGCCGCCCACCUCGUCGGCGCCGUCCAACUCGUCGGUGAUGCGCCGGCUGUUGGAGCGCGACUUCGAGCGGCUGGUUCGGGCCCGCCGCUCGCUGGCGCUCUUCCAGCACCACGACGCCAUCGCCGGCACCAGCAAGGCCUUCGUCAUGCACGACUACGCGCUCAAGCUGUUCGAGGCCAUCCAGGACGCCACGCAGGUGACCGCCAGGGCGGCGCUGUCGCUGCUGGGAGGCGACGGAGGCGGAGGCAGCGGCGGGGCGUCCAUCGGUGGCGGCGCGGCGGCGGCUGCGUCGGGGGGCGGUGCGGGGGCGGCCAAGCUGUCGCUGCUGCCCGACACGGACCGCGAGUCCUAUGAGAAGCUGCCGCGCAAGGUGCCGCUGGUGGUGCCGCGCAACGAGCCGCGCCGGCUGGUGCUGUGGAACUCGCUGGCGCAGCAGCGGCAGGAGGUGGUGGCGGUGCGCGUGACGACGGCCAGCGUGCGCGUGCUCGACCCGGACGGGCGCGCCAUCCCGCACCAGCUGAACCCCGUCUGGAACCUCACCGACGCCGCCACCGCCGCCCCCAACCCGGCCGCCGGCGGCCAGGACCGCCAGGACGCCAGGUACUCGGGCGGCGUGGGCGGCGUGGGCGGCGAGUCGUCGCCGGGCCCCUACCUGCAGAUGUCGGGCGAGGAGUUCGAGCUGCUGUUCGUGGCGGACCUGGCGCCGCUGUCGCUGGCCGUGUACACGGUGGAGCGCGCCGAGGCGCCGCCGCCGGGCUCGCGCGCCGUCGUCUACUGCGCGCGCUGCCGGCCGCCGCCCGCCCCCGCCGCCCCCGCCGGCCAGGAGGCGCAGCCGGCGCCGUUCGAGGUGCGGCCCGUGCAGGCGGGCGACGUCCAGCUCGAGAACCACCGCCUCAAGCUGCUGCUCGACGGCCGCACCGGUCUGCUCAGGGCCAUCACCCGCAAGGCGACGGGCCGUGUGACGCAGUGCGGCCUGCUGUUCGCAGCGUACCCGUCGGCGCAGUUCCACAGCGGCGCGUACCUCUUCAUGCCGGACCCCAACUCCAGGGAGCCCGAGAGGGAGAUCCUGGGCCAGGGGGAGGAGGGCGAGAACGGGCCGCCGCUGAUCGUGAUCACGUCGGGCCCCAUCGCCUCGGAGCUGCGCACCGUCUCUCGGCCGCCCUCGCUCAUCGACCACACGGCUCGCAUCUACCACGCCGCGGGACCGCUCGCCGAGGGUGUGAGCCUGGACGUGGUGGUGGACCUGGGAGCGCCGCCCAGAAACCGGGAGACGGAGCUCUUCAUGCGGCUCGUCACCGACAUCAGCAACGGGGACCCCCCAGAGUUCUACUCUGACCUCAACGGCUUCAGCAUGCAGCGGCGUGUCAAGGUGGAGCGCGUGGGCAUCGAGGGCAACUACUUCCCGGCGACGACGGCGGCGCUGGUGCAGGACUCUGGGCGGCGGCUGACGCUGCUGGUGAACCGGGCCCAGGGCGCGGCCGGCUGGCAGCCCGGCUGGCUGGAGGUGAUGCUGGACCGGCGCACGCUGUACGACGACUCGCGCGGCAUGGGCGAGGGCGUCGUCGACAACAAGCGCACCGCCUCGCGCUACUGGCUGCUGCUCGAGGAGCUAGACCCGGCCGCCGCGCCAGGCCAGGUGACGCGGCUGAGCCUGGCGGCGCACCACCUGUCGAACGCGCUGCUGUACCCGCCGUCGCUGCUGGUGGCGGAGGGCCCGGCGCGCCAGCCGCGGCCGCAGCGCCGCCGCCUGCUGCUGGACCGGCCGCCGCCCUGCGACGUCCACCUGCUCACGCUGCGCCAGGCGCCCGCCCACGACGACCCCGCCUUCCCCUCCACCUCGGCGCUCAUGGUGCUCCACCGGCAGGGCUACGACUGUGCCGUGACGGGAUCUACGGUCCCGCGCUGUGGUCCUCUAGAUGCCACAUCCGACAAGGCCUUCCGGCCGGGAACCACUUUCCGCCCCGAGACCCCGGUGUCCAGGGUGUCGCGGGUUUCACUGACCGGACUCCGGGAACUGCCGGGCCCCCUCCCCGACGCCGCCGACCUGGGAGCGGGGGCGGGUGCACCCCGCGUCCGGCCGAUGGAGCUGGCCGCACUCAACGUCACCUUCGCCGUCGUCUGACAGGGGGGCCGGAGACGGCUACGGCGGUGGGCGGCGUAGUGUGUCCGGGCUGCCGACGCCCCCGCCGGACACCGCAUUCGCCGGACUGCUGCGGCGACGACAUCCGGGCGAGGCCCUCGUGGGUCACCUCCCAUCCACUUCUACGACAGGUGUUGACGGGACGUUCGUACAGUAACGUGAGGAAUACUCUCAGGCGUGACGCAUACACUCAGGUCAGAUCACUGCACCAAUAUUCCACUGUCGGGUAUUUUAUCGUGAGAUGUGCAGCAUUAUACCGUCUCACCGGAAAGUCAGGCAGGGCACCCUAUCCGUACUCCAGUAUCUCUGGGGCUAAAUGAGGUGGAAGACAAAUACGAGUGCUGUGUAGCCCCGACUUAUUGUGGGUACAAUAACCAAAGUGUUAUCUACCGUGUGGACCUACAUCAGCUAGGGAGACACUGUGACCUUCCCUCUACCAUUUCGAACCUACAUCACUCACGCUAAAAGAGACGGAAGCUCAAUAGAUGACGGGCAGCAGUGCUGUGCAGCCCAAAUUGUGCUAGGAACAAUAGUCAAUCUUGGCAGUAGUAGAUAGCUCUCAGGUGUGGUGCGAACACUCAGGUCAGGUCAUUUCUGUGCACCAGUAUUUUACUGCAUUGGACAGGAUUCUUCACCCAUAUUCCAAGUGUCAUAGUGACUAAAGGAGACAGAGGGAAACAUCUGUGCUAUGCAGUCCCAGCUUAUAUGGGCAACAGUCCAGCUAUCCAGUACCAUGUGUACCUAACACACGUAUGCAGAUUGUGCUGAGUCUUAGGAAGACAGUGACCUUCCACACAAAAAUUAGAACCUUAGUUGGGCAGCACGGAAUGCCUUCAUUACAAUCAUCUCACUGGUCAAAUGAAAUGGGAGCUCAGCUAAUGAUAAAUAUAAGUGCUGUGAAGUCCAAUUUAUGCUAGGAGUCACUUUCAGCUUGCCCCCGUCCAAACAUACAUUAAUCGGAAAGAUACUCCACCUUUGCUGUACCAUUUGGGAUAAGUCUUGUUGAUGAACUGUCAUACAGUCAAGUGCUAGAAUUGUUAAUCUGUGUCCCUGCAUAAUUUGUGCAGGUACCAGAGAAUGUUGAUACUUGUGCAAUGAUCACUGGUGUAAGAGGAUAAAUGUGCAAAAUUUCACUUUCAUCUGCUGUAACUUGCUCCCAAACAAGUGUAAAUAUUAUUAUUGCUGCCAGAGUGUAAUCAGGGUAACUAAAAUGGAAAAUUGCUUUUCUUUUGUCAUGAUAUAGUUCUCCACUGAUGGUGGUGCCUUCACUUGAUAGAUUAGAGUUUGCAAUAUGUAUUGACUGUACUGGCCAAUGACAUUAAGUCUUUUGUAAGGACCCUCUGAUGUAUGCAAAAGUAUUAGACAGUAAAACACCAGUGCAGAACAAAUGUAUCGACAUCUACAUUACUGCAUGUGACUGGUCUACAUGAGUGUAAUUGCCAUAAAUGUGUUUUGUUGGGUCUAUUAUCCUCAUGAUUAUGAUGAAUGUUUAGACUUGCAGAAACGAGAUUCUGAACUGAGGAGUCCGUACAUUUUUCUUCGUGUUACGUGUUUCCUGAGGAUGUGAGUGAUCAGUUAUUUCGAGCAGCAAAAUUCUGUUGAGAGUAAUAGUGAGUGACCUGUUUGGCAUUUUAAAGUUUCGUACAGUUUAAGAAAACAAGUGCAGUAUGGUAGCAACAUUUGACUCCUCUUCCUGAACGAAUUUGCUUACAGUUCUGGGGCUGUUGUUCACCCACAUGGAAUCUACAUUUUGGUCAGCUGGAUUUUGGCACGAUACUUCACAAAGAAAGUAACAUAUGUUGUUCCACCAUUUAACACAUCUUCAGUGAAGUAUGGAGAUGAAUUCCUCACAAGAAAAAUGUCCCCUAAUUCAUUGGGAGGAAGGAGGGGUUUGGGUAUUUGAAAACUGGCCUCAUUCAGCAAGGAGGGCUUGAGUACAUAAAAUUGAAUGACACAUAGAUGUAAUGGGGAAUGGAUAGCUUGGGUGCAUAAAACUGGAUGGUACGUAAAUGUAGUUUAAAAGAGGAUCGGACAUUGGCGUCCAAGUGGAAUUCUAUGUUGUUUUCUGUGUGACUGAUAUUUAUUGGCAUUUUCUGAGGGUACUUUAUGCUUUCAUUGACUUACACAUCAUUCAUUCACCUGGCAAAGGGUAUGCAAUGUACUGUGGUUGCUGUCCAUUGGCACAAUAGGGGUGUCGACAUGCAGUCACAUACGUGGCUGCAUCAUCAGGUAACAAAGUGUGGAUUCCAUUGGCGUAUGCUAAAUUGUGGAACGAAGUAGUUCAAUAUUACUGGUGACAGCAUUGCCUUCCUGUCGAAAGGAGGACUUAAUAUGUGGCUCUGUCUUCAGUGGCAGUUGUAUCAUUGAUCCCCAUCCAUUGCAUGGCCGUCUGAGUACACUAUCUCUUUCCUGUACAAUUUGAGAAACAAAUCAUCACCUGCGUUUAAAAAUUAAAAUUUUUGUUGCUCACAGAAAGGUAUCGAACAACAGUCGCUACACGAGUUCUACAUCCCUUGUUUCCUUUGGCCACAUACUGCCUAACACUUAUUUCACUGACUGCCUCAGAAAUUCUUCUAUGCACUCAGUCAUGCAUAUCCUCGGCUGCUGACACAAACUUUAUUACACAUAUACUUUAUAUGACGUAUUACCCACAGGUAGAUUAAAUUCUGUGACACUCAUUUCACUCUAGACCCACAGAAAGCAUAAGAGGUAAAUGUUUACACACACAGAUGCCUUAUUAGAUGACACCUAUCUCUCAUUUCCUAGCAAACUCCUCGCUCUCCAUUCUGACAAACACAAUACUUCCAGUUUUGUGCCAGGAAUUUGCAGUGCAGCCAUUCACUCAUUUCACUUCGUGCUAAAGGGCGGAAUAUUAUUGUAACAUUGUUGUACAGUGUUCUCCUUGCCUGUAAAAGCAGUUUAUGGGGAGGUCUGCCCUGUGUUGUUUUGUUCUUUUCAUAUCUUGCCAUGCACUGUGAAUCCAACUCCGUGCACACUUAAAACAGAGCUGUUAUUCAAAGUAGGUUUUUGACUGCAGAGUCACAGAAAGUGGAAAUGAUGUGCAGUGCCAAGAGGUAGAGGUUCUGCAUUCACCUGCAUUUUUAAACUCAAUAUUCUUUUUUUUUAUCAGUGAAAAUUGUUGACAUGGAAGUUUUAUACAUAACAUAGUAGGGCUAAAUGAGGAUAGGGUUUACGAGUCUCAUGGGCCACAUUUCGUAAGUCUGUAUUUGUAUGUACAAAGAGCAAUGGAAAAUACCAAAAAUUUAAAUGAGAAGUACACUUGCAAGACGCUCUCUAAUGGUAACGGAUGUGUUUUUUUAACAGUACAUUCCUUCUUCACCCCCCCCCCCCCCUUAUUUCUGCCUUCUUCCCUUAUUUCUAUUAGCUGUACUGGGUCAAAUUUAAUGAUGGGCAAAGAUAGUGAGUCGGUGCAGUUAGGCAGUGAACCAAUGUGAAUGACACAAUUUAUAAUGUUAAUGAGACGACGACAGUUAUAUGACUUGCCAUGCCCUGCUUCUACGUUUCGUUGUCUUCUGGUUUGCCAUUUUUUUUUUACCAGAGAGAAACAAAUGUGAAAGUAAAUAAACAUUUUUUCAGUGGAGAUUCCAAGAACAGCAACUAAAAAGUGCUGAAAUAAAAGUGUUAAUUUGUAGGUAAAAUGUGAAUGAGAAGAAAAUAAUGUAGAAUGUACUUGCCAUCAAAGAGCUUCUGUCGUGUACGAGUCCUGAACCACAGUGCAUUUGGUGUGGGAAUUGACCUGAUGUGGAGUUACAAGACUUGCGUGGGAGUGCAUUUCCUGAUUGAUUUUUUUUUUUUUUUUAAAUAUCACAUGUGGUGCCCUGAAAGUGAACAGUUUGAAAUGUGUACGUGCGUGUUUAUGUAUGUGUCUGUAUGUGGUGGGAUCACUGUCUGGGUGUAUAUAGAAUGGAAGUCUUGUUAAAAGUCAAUAUUUUUUACAAUGAUAUUACUACAACUAUUGGUGCAGAGAGAGAUAGAAGAAAGGAACGGAGGACUGAGUGAGUGAAUGAAGUAGAGAAAGGCAAAUAAAACUGAUGUUACUGUGAAAUUAUGUAAAUAAAAAUGUGAUUCUAUUAAUAUGGAAUAAAAGUGUUAUUAAAGGUGCUACAAGAAUA